Messenger RNA from Aspergillus pseudonomiae, 948 nucleotides. RefSeq lists its product as uncharacterized. The record is from RefSeq and is a predicted model, not a curated record. The transcript is spliced from 4 exons. The coding region runs from base 1 to 948 and encodes 315 amino acids. NCBI's taxonomy places the organism in Eukaryota, Fungi, Ascomycota, Eurotiomycetes, Eurotiales, Aspergillaceae.
AUGGCUACGAUUGCUGUUGCUGGAGGUACUGAUGGUUUGGGCUUAACCAUUGUCGAAGCAUUGGCCGUCCAUGGCGGACACGACGUGGUAAUUCUGAGUCGAAAGAGUGGCGCUGAGCUCGAAAGGAAACUACCUUUCCGCCUCAUAGCCGUAGACUACAGUGACGACAAUAGCCUCGUGGAUAUCCUGGAGUUGAAUAAUAUCGGCACGGUGAUCACCACAAUCAAUGUGCUGGGCAAUUCCUUGCCAGAACGCAACCUUGUCCGCGCCGCGGAAAAGUCUUCGAAGACAACGCGACUUAUUCCGAGUACUAUCUCGCCAAGUCAGUCUGGUUCUCGCCGAUCCGCGGUCUAUGCGGACACCUCACUUCUUGCCAAGACCAAAUUCGAGGUCAUUGAGGAACUUCGCAAGACGUCGUUGAUGUAUACGUCUAUUAUCUGCGGCUGGUUCGUGGAUUAUUAUGGGACACCGCUCCUCCAAUCCCACGCCCACCGCUACCCUAUUUUUAUCGAUAUAGCAAACAAACAGGCCGCAAUUCUUGGAUCAGGGAAUGAGCUUGUUGCAUUCACCCGGCUCAUCGACAUCGCCCGGUAUGUGGUUCGGGCACUAGAUCUUUCCAGCUGGCCAAAAGAGAGUUACAUUAUCGGUGAUCGAGUCAUUUUGCGCAAGUUUGUCGAACUCGCUGAAGCAGCGAGAGGUUCCAAAUUUCAAGUCACUUAUGAUUCGAGGGAGGACUUGGAAGCAGGGUGGCUCACAGACCUUCCUUGCUACUCUGCUCUCUACAACGCAUUUGGUAAGGAAGCGGCGAGUGCAUUACUCGAGGAGAUUGGGGGGUGGAUAGCCGCAGGGGAGCUGGACGUUAAACCUCCGUUUUCGCUGAACGAGGCAUUUCCGGAUAUCAAGCCUAUGACUGUUAAGGAAUAUUUGGAUCUUUCAUGGAGGGUGUAA